AAUCAAGUCGGAAUUCCGUACAUGUCUGGACUUCAACGUGGUGCCACGGAGCAGUUCUUUCCCUCUCUCGCUCUCUCCUUUCCUUCUCCUCUUUCUUCUCUUCCCUCUCUUUCUUCUUCUCCUUCCUCUUCUUCUUUCUCAUCGCUAUCUUUCUCUCUCUCUCUUCCCUCCACCACCACUAACUGCAAACAAGCAAACAAGCAACCAUGUCUGCCACUGCUGCUGCCACCCACCUGCACAAGUGCACCGACGCUACCGUCACCCCGGUCAAGACCACCAUUCACUUCUCCAUCACGGACAAGGUCGGUGCCCUCGACGACUGUCUCGCUGCCAUCAAGGCCAUGCACAUCUCCCUCACCCGCAUCGAGUCGCGCCCAAGCAAGACUGCCGACUGGGACUAUGACUUCUUUGUGGACUUCAACGCUGUCGAUGCUGAUCAGGUCCGCCAGGUCGCAAAGUCCCUCGAGCCCCUUGCCAAGCAUGUGCACAUUGUCGGCACUGGCGGUGGCGCCGGUGGUUCUGUUGACCUGCCUGAGUCGGUCCCUUGGUUCCCUCGCAAGAUGAUCGACCUCGACACCUUUGCUGACAAGGUCCUUGAGAUGGGUGAAGAGCUCGAUUCUGACCACCCCGGCGCCAAGGAUGCUGCCUAUCGUGCUCGCCGUGCCGAAAUUACCAAGAUCGCCAAGACCUACAAGACUGGCCAGCCCAUCCCCAAUGUCGACUACACCAACGUCGAGGUCGAGACCUGGGCUGCUGUCUUUGAGAAGCUUACGACCAUGUUCCCCUCGCAUGCCUGCAGGGAGCAUCAGCACGUCUUCCCUCUGUUGAUCCAGAACUGCGGAUAUGGUCCCCACCAGAUCCCCCAGCUCGAGGUUGUUUCCAAGUUCUUGAAGGACUGCACCGGUUUUACUCUGCGCCCCGUCAUGGGUCUUUUGACCAGCCGUGACUUCUUGAACGGCCUUGCCUUCCGUGUUUUCCACUCGACUCAGUAUAUCCGCCACCACUCCAAGCCUUUGUACACCCCUGAACCUGAUGUCUGCCACGAACUCCUCGGUCAUGUCCCCCUAUUUGCCAACCCCGACUUUGCUGAUUUUUCGCAGGAGAUUGGUCUUGCGUCCCUUGGAGCAAGCGAUGAGGAUAUUGAGCGUCUGGCCACGAUCUACUGGUUCACUGUCGAGUUCGGAAUCUGCCGUCAGGGUGAUCAUGUCCGCGCCUAUGGUGCUGGUUUGCUGUCGUCGUUUGGUGAGCUUGAGUACUGUUUGAGCGACAAGCCCGAGAUUCGUCCCUUUGAGCCCGCCAAGGUUGCCCAGCAAAAGUACCCGAUUACCGAAUACCAGCCUGUUUACUUUGUUGCCGAGUCGUUCAAGGAUGCCCAGAUGAGAGUCCGUGAGUUCGCGAAUUCCUUGAACCGUCCCUUCUCUGUCCGUUACAAUGCUUAUACUGAGAGUAUUGAGAUCUUAGACUCGAAGGAGAAGGUCAUUCGCUAUGCGCAGGGCAUCAAGACCGACAUGUUGACGCUUGUCGAUGCCCUGGAGAAGCUGGCAUCUUAAAGUAGCUCCAGCGGAGAUGAUUGAAAUGGUCAACAAGUGACAACAAUCCGAUCUUACUCAGGAACUUGAAAACACUGCCAAUGUGAUUGUUCUUUCGCCUUUUUGUUAUGCAAAUGAAGUCGAUCAAAUAAACAGUGCUCCGUCCAUCAUCCUCAUUUGCCGUUCGUCAUGUCACUAGUAUCUGCGGUUUGUAUAUAACAAAUGCUGCCUGCUCAUUCUGCACAAGAACGAUUGACCAGCGGCCACG
Molecule: messenger RNA, 1797 nt
Organism: Gamsiella multidivaricata
Lineage: Eukaryota; Fungi; Mortierellomycota; Mortierellomycetes; Mortierellales; Mortierellaceae
Product: Biopterin-dependent aromatic amino acid hydroxylase-domain-containing protein
Exons: 4
Coding region: 207-1550 (447 amino acids)
Biological process (GO): L-phenylalanine biosynthetic process
Molecular function (GO): prephenate dehydratase activity; iron ion binding; oxidoreductase activity, acting on paired donors, with incorporation or reduction of molecular oxygen, reduced pteridine as one donor, and incorporation of one atom of oxygen
Source: RefSeq, a predicted model, not a curated record